CUCUCACACACACAUCUCUCAUCUUAAACUGGAUUCGUACAUUAUUCCCCUUCUCCUUAUUGCAAUCUUCCUCGUCAUGAGUCUGGAACAAAUUGGGCGACGUGCUGGGCGCAUGCUCGCCAACAAAAUGCGUGAGUACAUUCAUGAAAACCGUCCCGUACAACCUCCUAGGCAAUCUUUUCCUUCGCAGUCGGCUGAACACAAGGCUAAAGUGGCCGCACAAUACCCAGGCAACCAGUAUCCCGGCCACCAGACUGACCAAUUCCAAAAUCAAGCACCAUUUGCACAGCCUCGGUCAUCCAGGGAGACAGAAUACAUGGAUACUUGUGAUCUAGAAACACUCAAAGUGCCCGAUGCCUGUAAUAACACGAUUCCUGAUUUCUCAAGAGUUGGGUAUAGAGAGGGUCAUGUCAAGCUCCCUAUGGUUCCUGUUCAAAUGGUGGUCGAACCAUCCAUUGAUCCUUUCAUGGACGAUACUGACAGAAUCCAGUCUGCCAUAGAUUCCGUUGCAGCCUUGCCCUUGCAACGUAUUGGUGAGGAUGGAGCGCAAGUUAGAGGUGCAGUCCUGCUGAAAGCUGGCACAUAUCGUGUAGCAGGAGCAAUUGUCAUCAAUGCCUCGGGUAUUGUCCUUAGAGGCGAAGGUCAAGGUGAAGAUGGAACUAUCGUCAUUGCUACAGGCAAUAUCCAACGUGAUUUCAUUCUCGUAAAUGGAAUGCUGAGGUCCGAGAUGGGAUGUGUUGAGAAACAGCGUUGCAUGGCCAGGACAAGAGACAUGAUGCCAGUGAAUGGAUACAAAGGCUGUGGUAAGCCCGAAACAUAUUCUCGACAAGGCGUACUUGUUCCAUGUGGGGCAACAUAUAUCCCAGUCGUGAGUACCAAGGGAUAUUCCGUGGGCGAAUCUAUUGUUAUUGAGCGCCCUGGAUGUGAUCAAUGGAUCUGUGAUAUUGGCAUGGACAGACUACCAGCAAGGCCCAAUGGUCCCGGAUCAACACAAUGGACAGCGAAGUCUUUCACAUUCCGUUUCGAACGCAAGAUUGUGGCCAUUGACCAAGCAACAAGUACAUUUAUUAUUGACAUCCCGAUGGUAAUGUGCCUUGAUCCAAAGUAUCCCCCAGCGCGUAUUUAUGGUCUUGUCCACAAGUUUCCUACCAUAUCCGAUGUUGGCGUUGAAAAUAUGCGUUUGGUGAGCGAGUUCGAUUCGUGCAAUCCAGAGGAUGAAAGCCAUGGUUGGUAUGCUAUUGUGCUAGAUAGCACAAUUCAUGGCUGGGUUGCCGAUGUAACUACAAUGCAUUUCGUCAGCGGGAUCUAUGCAGCAGCUUGGUCUCGGUACAUUACCAUUCAGGAUUGUUCUGUGCUUCAUCCCGUAUCCAAACCUUCGGAAGGAGGCCGCCGUUACAUGUACAAUCUAAGUGGACAAAUGGGUCUUGUUAAGCGUUGCUUCACAAAUAAUGCUCGACACGAUUUCAUUACGCUAGGGCGAGUUUGCGGACCAAACGUGUUUGUAGAUUCAACAGGAGUGAAUGGCAACAACGAUACAGGGCCACAUGAACGUUUUGCUAUGGGAAUCUUAUAUGACAAUAUAACAUGCAAUACCUUGAACAUACGUCAACGAGGAUGGAUGGGUUCUGGUCAAGGGUGGGCAGGGGCUUUCCAUGUUGUGUAUAACUGCAAAGCGCUUCAGAAUAAGAACUGUUUCCAGGAUCCGCCUGGAGCAACCAAUUGGAUCAUUGGGUUUCAAGGGCAUGUAACUGACCAUGUCAUGUUUGAGGCGCCUCCAACACGACUCAUUUCCCAUAACCGUCCUGUCGAACCUCGUAGCCUUUACUGGGCUCAGUUGGUCGCGCGCAUGGGUGGUGAUGUCCAGCGUGUCAAGAAUGCUGUUGGAGUUGAGGGUCGACAAAGAUAUUCUCCACGCUUUUAAAUCAGUAUCGUUAGUUCUUGUAAUAUUAUUACAACUUUUUCUAUGGCACAUGUACGCAUCAUCAAUAAAAAUUACUAAUAAUGUCAUUAGAGACCACAUUAAAC
Lobosporangium transversale is the source of this 2025-nucleotide messenger RNA. RefSeq lists its product as hypothetical. The coding region runs from base 77 to 1921 and encodes 614 amino acids. The transcript is spliced from 4 exons. Lineage: Eukaryota; Fungi; Mortierellomycota; Mortierellomycetes; Mortierellales; Mortierellaceae. The record is from RefSeq and is a predicted model, not a curated record.